UCAUUAGUAGGCACAAGUUAAUUCGAAACAACCUGGUACAAAAAUCCAAUAUUGUAAAACUAAAUAUAAACUUGUGAGAAGUAGCAAUCAGUUGCCAAAGAGUCCAAGAAUGAGACAGCAAUUGAGAAAGUUAUCAGUAUCAAUGUUGAAUUCUCCAAACAAAUUCAAACUCGAUAAUAGGACAAGGAAACAAUCUUGUACAAUCAUCAGAUCUAGAUAUAAGUUGACCAAAAAGGCUUAUAUGAUGAGAUUAGAUCCACAGAACAGCAUUAUUAAAAAUACUAAGUUUAAAUUGAUUAGGAGUGGUAAGUUGUCACAAAGUACAAAUAAUUCAAGUGACAAAUUGAAGAAAACGCCGAUGUUAGUACGAAAAAAGAAGUUUACCAAACGCAAUUUGGUAAAAAUCAACAAGAGGAAGUUACAGAAGAAUAAUAUUCCUUGUGAAAUUUACAACAAAAGAGGAACCUGCAAAGGCCUGGCAAAUGGAAAGUGUUCAAAGAAACAUGAUCCAAAUCAAAUACAAAUUUGUGUCUGGUUUUUGCAAGGGAUUUGCCGAGAUGACAAAUGCACGUUAUCGCAUAAAGCAUCGCCUGAAAAGAUGCCAACUUGUAAAUUCUACUUGGAAGGGAUUUGCCACAAGGAUAACUGCCCGUAUUUACAUGUCAAGUUGAGUAGGAAUGCGCCAGUGUGUCGGGACUUCAUCAAUGGUUAUUGUGCGAAAGCACGCGAGUGUGAUAAACGACAUCAAUUUUUGUGUCCGGACUUCGAGCGCGAUGGGAAAUGCAGCAAGAAGUUGUGUAGGUAUCCACACGGCAAGGCGGUAAGACAAUACAAAGACACGUUGCUGAACGUUAUCGCCAGAAACAGAAAAUCAAAGGUGCAGAGAAAAGGCAAAGCGCAACCGGUGAAUAAUAAAGUUCGUGCGCAUGUUAAAACGGAGAAUAAACAAGAUAACGUCGAUAAUAAGCGAUAUUAUGAAUGCCCAUCAAGUGUUGCUAAUGGUGUAAGUAACGUGGGGGAAAAUGUUGAAGAUUCGGAGGAAAUCGAAGAGGUUGGUAGUAUUUUCGAUCGGCCGAAACUUGGCGCGUUGCCUUCGUUCAUUUCGCUGUGAUCUUUGAUUUUUUGCUGCUGGUUACGCGCGCUUAGAUGAAAUUUACAAAUAUCUAUUGAUUUACUUAUUAUUGCUUGAUGAAUAAGGACUUAUUAUAUUUUUAAAUAUAUAUUGGUUUAAAAUAAAGUUAUUUUCAAUUAA
Messenger RNA from Dalotia coriaria, 1252 nucleotides. RefSeq names its product zinc finger CCCH domain-containing protein 3-like. The record is from RefSeq and is a predicted model, not a curated record. The coding region runs from base 110 to 1111 and encodes 333 amino acids. The transcript is spliced from 4 exons. NCBI's taxonomy places the organism in Eukaryota, Metazoa, Arthropoda, Insecta, Coleoptera, Staphylinidae. Gene Ontology annotation, cellular component: nucleus. Gene Ontology annotation, molecular function: metal ion binding.